CGCAACGAACCAAUCAAGCAAGUUCGAAUAAUGUAACCGGCCUAACCUUUGAUGAGCCAGGUUUUAGCAGGGUAUUAGUAAUCCAAAUAUAACGUUCAGUUAUAAAACCGUGUCUCUUACCAACCUAAUAUCUUUCCUCAUAUUGCUCAAGGGACACGUAGAGAAAAAGUGGGAAAGUGGGUCCGAAAAGAAUUAGUUGUAAAACGCAAGGGAUUGUUGAGGAAACAAAAGCCCCUUUUUCAAUCUCAACCGUCUCCGUCUUCAACUCGCGUUUCAGAAAACAUUUGAGCGACAAUUCUCAAUCUACACCAGCAGCCAGCCAUUCCCCAAAUCAAACUAUACUUUUACGAAUUUACUUAUUUCGGGCGAUGUUUGCUUGGUGGCGUCAUAUGGCAUUGGCAAUGUGAUCAAACGAUGUCGCUUUACAUCGGUCGUGAGGCUUCAAAGCUAUGGAAAAGAAUUUGUGCAGAAACCACAACUGAAUUCAAUCUUCUCGCGGACAACUGGAAGUAUAUUCUUGCCGGUUUAAUUUGCCAGUACAUUCAUGGGCUGGCAGCUCGAGGAGUCCACUAUCUUCAUCGCCCCGGGCCCGUUCUCCAGGAUACCGGCUUCUUUCUACUUCCUGAGCUCGGACAAGAGAGAGCUUACGUCAGUGAGACUGUUUUCACUUUCGUGUUUCUAUCUUUUGUUUUGGCUUGCCAAUUUCUUCGUAUCAUUACAUUCUAUUCGACUCAACUUCCAGGUCCAAAUUACCAUUGUCGAGAGGGUUCACGGCUUGCAACACUGCCUCGUCCAGACAAUCCUCUUGAAGUUCUAGUAUUCAUUCCUCGUGGUGUGCUUUAUGGAUGUGGUGAUUUGAUAUUCUCAUCACAUAUGAUCUUCUCUCUAGUAUUUGUGCGGACAUAUCAAAAAUAUGGAACGCGGAGAUUUAUAAAGCAAUGCGCUUGGGUAAUCGUAGUGGUUCAGAGUUUGCUAAUUAUUGCUUCUCGUAAGCAUUACACUGUUGAUGUGACUGUCGCCUGGUACACUGUAAAUCUGGUGGUUUUCUUCAUUGACCGCAAGUUGACAGAGAUGCCUGAGCGUAGUCUAGGAGCUGUCUUACCAUUGGCCAAAGAUGUGCGGAUGAAAGACGAUCAUGUUAAACUUGUGAAUGAUCCUGCAGCAGAUCGGAGGCUGCUGAGAAGUCCAGCAAAUGGGAAAGUUAGCGAAGAUAGCAACAAUGUACAUGGUGGUGACGUGCUCGACAGUUUAUAGUGAAGUGGAAUUGUGUUUUUGUUUUUGUUUGCGAUUCUAUUCAUUGUAUAAUGGAUUUUCAUGUUCUUUGAUUAGCAUUUGUUAUUUGGUUUGUUUCUGAAUUUUAUCAUGAUAAUGUCAAUAGCAUAUGUAUGAUUCUCA
Messenger RNA from Helianthus annuus (common sunflower), 1395 nucleotides. Its product is annotated as phosphatidylinositol:ceramide inositolphosphotransferase 1. Gene Ontology annotation, cellular component: Golgi membrane; trans-Golgi network; endoplasmic reticulum membrane. Gene Ontology annotation, biological process: ceramide biosynthetic process. The transcript has 11 exons. The record is from RefSeq and is a predicted model, not a curated record. Gene Ontology annotation, molecular function: inositol phosphoceramide synthase activity; sphingomyelin synthase activity; ceramide cholinephosphotransferase activity. Bases 415 to 1254 code for a protein of 279 amino acids. NCBI's taxonomy places the organism in Eukaryota, Viridiplantae, Streptophyta, Magnoliopsida, Asterales, Asteraceae.